AUGCGGCCAUUCCGUGGUCCUUCGCGGCUCUGGGAUCCGACGGCUUGUCGGAUGAGCAUAGGCAGCCAUCCUCAGGGCUCGUCCUGUGGCUGCUCGUCUGCCAGGACUUGCACACCCACAUGUCUCCCGAGUUGGUCUUGUGAGCAGCUUCACGGAGGCGAAGCGGAUCCAAAGGCCUAUAAAACCAGCGGCCUUUCCCCCCUGUUCUCCAAUCCCCAUCCCUCACCAUCCACCACUUUGUACAUAGCACCUACCACACCGGAAUUCCUUCCCUCCACCAGUCUUUCCUUUCAACCAGCAAAACCCCCCACACCCGCCGCCAUGUUGUCCACUGUUUACGUUGCUUGCCUUUUGGCCACCGCUGCCUUUGCUACCCCCACCACUCACGCUCCUCGUGGCUUCGCCCAAUACUCGCAAGACGCCGCCAGUGCUGAUCGGAGCCACGCCUCGCAAGCGUCCUCCACCCCAUGGAGCAAUAGCAUGAGCAGCUCCGACACCAGCAACUCUGUCAACAGCCACAACUCGGGCUCCGUUUACAAUGGCGGUCUCGGCAAUGGACUCGCGUUCGGCGGUGAUGUUGACCCAGGCUUUGGCGGAGCGGCCGGCUUCGGUAACUUUCAAGGCGGCGGCUACAAUGCUAUGAGUGCCAACAGCGCGAAUGCCAACAGCUUCCAGGCUGGGGGAUACCAAGCUGGAGGUCUCGGUGGUUUCGGCGCCGGCGGCAGCAGCUUUUCGUCCAGCCAGCAAAGCUCGAGCGUCUCGUCGGUCAGCUCCAGCUUCCAAAGCUUGAAUGGGCUCAUCGGCGGCUUCCAAUCCCAGCUCGCGGCCGGCCAGCUCACUCGGGACCUCGCGUUCCAGCGAUGCCAGCAACUUGCCCAGUCCCUCCAGGCCGUCUUGAGCCAAGCCACCAACUGUGCCACUUGCUUCAACAUCGGUCAAUUCGGCAGCAUCGCCUCGAGCACCUUGAUCCAGUUCACCAACUUUGUGAGCUCGUUGCAAACCAGCUUUGAUGGAAGCGCCUUCAGCCGAAUCGCGUCUCCCUUGUCGGGUCUCACCUCGUCCUUCCAGCAGUUCUUCCAGAGGACGUCCGCUUCCUCUGCGAUCAGCACCAGCAGCCUCAUCCCGCAGAACUUCGGCCCGGUCUUCCAAGGCAUCAUGCCCUCGGUCGUCCAGCAGUUCAGCGCCAACAGCUUUAACCAGCAAUCCAGCAGCAACAGCUUCCAGGCUGGUGGGUUCGGCGCCGGCGGCAGCAGCUUCUCGUCCAGCCAGCAGAGCUCGAGCGUCUCGUCCGUCAGCUCCAGCUUCCAAAGCUUGAACGGGCUCAUCGGCGGCUUCCAGUCUCAGCUCGCGGCCGGCCAGCUCACUCGCGACAUCGCGUUCCAGCGAUGCCAGCAACUCGCCCGGUCCUUCCAGGCCGUCCUGAGCCAAGCCAACAACUGCGGCACCUGCUUCAAAAGCCCGGGCCAAUUCGGUAGCAUCGCCUCGAGCACCUUUAGCCAAUUCACCAACUUUGUGAGCUCGCUGCAGACCAGCUUUGGCGGAGAUGCCUUGAGCCAAAUCGCGUCUCCCUUGGCGUCGCUCAGCUCGUCGUUCCAGCAGUUCUACCAACGGACCUCGGCCUCUUCGGCUGUCAGCUCCACCAGCAUCUUCCCCCAGGACUUCGCCUCGGUCAUGCAGCCCAUCAUGCCCUCGCUCGGCCCAGUCUUCCAACAGUCGGCCUUCCAGAAGAAGUAG
Messenger RNA from Puccinia triticina, 1734 nucleotides. RefSeq lists its product as uncharacterized. Bases 1 to 1734 code for a protein of 577 amino acids. The transcript has 7 exons. NCBI's taxonomy places the organism in Eukaryota, Fungi, Basidiomycota, Pucciniomycetes, Pucciniales, Pucciniaceae. The record is from RefSeq and is a predicted model, not a curated record.